GAAAGGAGGGGGGCACAGAGGAAGAGAGAGAGAGAGUAAGAGAAAAGAGGGAGAGAGGAAUUCAGUUCUAUUUAAAUGGGAAUCCAAAGCGCACAGAGGAAAAGGGACCAAGAGUGAGAAACAACAAAAAAAGUGGAGACAGGUUUCAUUUACGCACGGAAAAAAAAACUGAGACAUAGUGUAAGAAAGAAAAGGGGAAUAGAAGAAAAGAGGAAUAGGAUUUUUUUUUCUCUAAAUGUGUGUUUUUGCACUCUCAUGACUCAAAGAGGAUUCCAGUUAAAUUCACCCGGUCGGGAGGAAUUGAUGGUGUCCUGUUGGGGAGGCAGAGCCGAGGGGAGGAAUCUGAAUGCGCUCGGCUGAACCAUGCCAGCUUUGUGGAUCAUAACUUUGGCGAUCACUUUAAACCAAGUGUGGUGUGUUCGUUUCUCCCAAGAGCCCGCGGACCAGUCAGUGGUGCUGGGAGAACGGGUGGUGCUGUCCUGUGUCGUCUUCAACUACAGCGGCAUCGUCCAGUGGACCAAGGAUGGCCUGGCACUCGGCAUUGGAGAGGGUCUUCGAGCAUGGCCCAGGUAUCGUAUCCUGCGUUCUCUUGACAUCGGCCAGUACAACUUGGAGAUCUCCAACGCCGAGCUUUCUGAUGACUCUCUCUACGAGUGUCAGGCCACAGAGGCCGCCUUGCGCUCCAGGAGGGCCAAGCUCAAUGUACUCAUCCCCCCUGAGGACCCAGUGGUCGAGGGAGCCCCCGAGCUCUUGCUGAUGGCUGGUACUUCACACAACCUGACCUGUGUGACUCGUGGGGCCAAACCUGCGGCGCACAUCCAGUGGACCAAGAAUGGCCUUCCUGUGGAGGGGGCCUACCACUCCACGGAAGUGCUGCCAGACAGGAAAAGGGUUACGACCAGGAGCUACCUGCCCAUCACACCAGUCGACACGGACAGUGGCAGCAAUUUCACCUGUGUGGCCAGCAAUCCAGCUGUACCUAUGGGGAAACGAACCACCCUAACCCUCAAUGUUCACCACCCUCCCACUGUGACCCUGUCCAUCGAGCCUCGCUCUGUCCUUGAGGGAGAGAGGGUUACCUUUACCUGUCAGGCCACUGCCAACCCUCCUAUCAUGGGCUACAGGUGGGCUAAAGGUGGCGUGCUGCUGGAGGGAGCCAGAGAAAGCGUGUUUGUCACCACCGCAGAUCACUCGUUCUUCACCGAGCCCGUGUCCUGUCAGGUGUUUAACGCCGUGGGAAGCACUAACGUCAGCAUCCUUGUGGACGUACACUUUGGCCCCAUACUGGUAGUGGAGCCCAGGCCGGUUACAGUGGAUGUGGAUGCAGACGUCACUCUGAACUGCAAGUGGUCUGGAAACCCUCCUCUCACCCUCACCUGGACUAAAAAGGGUUCCAGCAUGGUGUUAAGCAACAACAACCAACUGCAUCUGAAGUCAGUGAGCCAGGCUGAUGCAGGCCAGUAUGUCUGCAAGGCCAUCGUGCCCCGAAUUGGCGUGGGAGAGACCGAGGUUACGCUCACUGUCAACGGCCCCCCUAUCAUCUCCAGUGAUCCAGUUCAGUACGCUGUCAGAGGGGAGAGAGGGGAGAUCAAGUGUUACAUCGCCAGCACCCCUCCACCUGAUAAGAUUGUUUGGGCGUGGAAGGAAAACGUCUGGGAAAAAGAGAAAGGCACACUAAUGGAGAGGUACACAGUGGAGCAGAGUAAACCUCCAUCUCAAGGCGGGGCUGUUCUCUCCACCCUGACCAUCAACAAUGUCAUGGAGUCAGACUUCCACUCCCCGUACAACUGCACUGCCUGGAACUCCUUCGGACCUGGCACCAUGAUUAUCACACUGGAGGAGAAAGAUAUUGUUCCAGUGGGAAUUAUCGCUGGUGGCACGUUGGUCUCCUCCUUUCUGCUGCUUAUUUUUCUACUGCCGCUCGCCUUCUUCCUGUACCGCCAACGCAAAGGCAGUCGAAGGGGUGUCACCCUCGGUAAACCAGACAUCAAGGUAGAGACGGUGAACAAAGAGACCCACAGCCUGGAGGAGGAGGCAGCCAACGUCUCCACAGCAACCCGGAUGGUCAAGGCCAUGUACUCCUUUCUGCCCUCUGUUUCCCUCUCUCCCUCCACUCAGCCAUUCAAAGAUGACAUGGACCUGAAGCAGGACGUCAGAAGCGAGAGCGACACCCGGGAGGAGUACGAGCUCAAGGAUCCAACCAAUGGCUACUACAAUGUCCGUGCUACAACCCAUGAUGAGGCGCGCCCCCAGUCCCGGGUCGUCCACUACCAGGGAGAGUUUCGCUCUCCAAACCCAAGCAGCGGACCAGCAGGAGCCACUUCCAGCGGACCCUCUGCUUCUGCCAGCGGUGCAGUUCCCCCCAGUGCGGUGCCGGGCUCAAGAGCUGGCUGCUACGACCCUCGUCCACCUUCCAGGAUGUCCCAUUCUACUUAUGCCCAAUUCAACACAUUCUCCAGGGCAGCACAAAGCCAGCAAGCCCCUGCUAAUCCAGCUCUUCAGUCACCCGGAGAAUACCCUGGAGACUGCGGCCUGCUGGACAGCUCCACCCAACUGGCUUACGACAACUACGGAUACCCUUCCCAGUAUCCCAGCUACCGCAUGGGCUUUGCUCCACCCAUAGAGGAAGGGCCAGCCUAUGAGAUGUACCCAACGGGACAAGGGACAGGUCCAGGGCCAGGUCCAGGACCGGGACCAGGACCGGGACCAGGACCGGGACCGGGGCCAGGACCAGGACCAGGACCACAAAGUCCUGAAACGGGGCUGGGAAAGUAUGGAAGCUCCACUCGCUUCUCAUACUCAUCUCCACCUUCUGACUAUUCCCAGAGACACACACAACGGAUGCAGACUCAUGUGUGAGAAAGAGGUAUACAGGCUUUUGGAUUUGCUUUUUGCAGGAGCAGUACUUAUUACACAGAAACAUAAAAAAAAUCUUUGAAAUUUUCAAAAAAUGCCCUCAUAUCUAUACAUGAACACCUAAGAAUCUGUUUUCUGUUUUCAUCCUAACCACUGCAUGGUAUUCGGCUAAAUUUCCGAGUUGAUAAAACACCCAGCAGUUAGCAGCAUCGCAUAUCGUACGGUUCACAGCAAUACAUGCAACACAUGCACAGCGAUAUUCAUACACAUCUAAGAAGAUCUUCUGUCUGCAAUGUUUAUGCUCCAAUAAAAACAACAGCGAGAGCCACAAUCAAGAGAAAACAGACAAAAAGACAAGAAGAGCACUAUGAAGACAUGAUGAAGAAGAGGAGCUUAGAGGAUGCCGAGUGAUCCUUUCUCUUCCAGCAAUUCUCAUCUUGCUCUUGGACCGUUUUCUUCCAUCACAUGGUCCUGCCGCCCCAUCUCUGUAAAUAACCGCACAUGGAGAUUAGGGUCAUUUUAAAGAUGUUUCCUUGUACAAAACUAUACAUUGUGAUGCAGUACAGUGACCUACAGCAAACCCCUCUGCUAGUCACAUGUUUUACAUUUAGUGACUCUAACAAAUUGCAGAACACACACGUGCAGACACACACACACACAGAUCUCUACAAGCCUAUUUGUUUCUAUGUAUUGCAUCAAUGGGGCAGCUUGGACUAAUAGUAUAUGUGGCACUUUUUGACUCCCCUUUCCUCACUAAAACUCACCCAAUUGCCAUUCCUUACAAGAUCUACCUUGAUUUAAAUGAGACAAAGCUUCUUAAGGUGAGUGACCAGAGUGCCAAUGCUUAUGUGCCAACACAUACGAACUAUUAAGACGUGUCUUCUUUUUGUAAAGCGUGGACAAUGAGGUGCUCUGGAUGAUGAGAUUUUGUACAUGCCACAUCUAAGAUGACCGGAGCGGUAGCAAGCGUUUCUAUGCUCCUUCACCCCAUCUUUCAUUUUUAUCAUCAUGAUGCAUUUCUAUACAUUUCACUCAAGGUCAAUGCUAUAAAUGGUUUUUGUGAAAUGAGGUGGGAGUGCUUUUUCAUUAAAUGAAUUUCUGCAAUUUGUACAAAAAGAUACCUCCCCUAUCCUCAGUGUCAAAAACGUAUGUGUUUCUAUCACUUGCACAGUAGAAUAGAUUUUUUUCCCAUAUUUAUACGGACCGGUAUUGAAAAAAAAAAAAAAA
Molecule: messenger RNA, 4083 nt
Organism: Oreochromis aureus
Lineage: Eukaryota; Metazoa; Chordata; Actinopteri; Cichliformes; Cichlidae
Gene: kirrel1b
Product: kirre like nephrin family adhesion molecule 1b
Exons: 15
Coding region: 364-2859 (831 amino acids)
Biological process (GO): cell-cell adhesion
Cellular component (GO): cell-cell junction
Molecular function (GO): cell adhesion molecule binding
Source: RefSeq, a predicted model, not a curated record